AUGUCGGUGAAGAAAAGCUGCAAGCACCAAAUUGUGGACAAAGCCCUAGAAGAGCCAAAGUAUAGCUCACUGUAUGCUCAGCUAUGUCUGCGAUUGGCAGAAGAUGCACCAAACUUUGAUGGCCCAGCAGCAGAGGGUCAGCCAGGACAGAAGCAAAGCACAACAUUCAGACGCCUCUUGAUUUCCAAAUUGCAAGAUGAAUUUGAAAACCGAACUAGAAAUGUUGAUGUCUAUGAUAAGCGUGAAAAUCCCCUCCUCCCUGAGGAGGAGGAACAGAGAGCCAUUGCUAAGAUCAAGAUGUUGGGAAACAUCAAAUUCAUUGGAGAGCUUGGCAAGCUUGAUCUUAUUCAUGAAUCUAUCCUUCAUAAGUGCAUCAAAACACUUUUGGAAAAGAAGAAGAGAGUCCAACUCAAAGAUAUGGGAGAGGAUUUGGAGUGCCUCUGUCAGAUAAUGAGGACAGUGGGACCUCGAUUAGACCAUGAACGAGCCAAGUCCUUAAUGGAUCAGUACUUUGCCAGAAUGUGUUCCUUAAUGCUAAGUAAGGAAUUGCCAGCAAGGAUUCGUUUCCUACUGCAGGAUACCGUAGAGUUGCGAGAACACCAUUGGGUUCCUCGCAAGGCUUUUCUUGACAAUGGACCAAAGACGAUCAAUCAAAUCCGUCAAGAUGCAGUAAAAGAUCUAGGAGUGUUUAUUCCUGCUCCUAUGGCUCAAGGGAGAAAUGACUUCUUCCUGGAGGGACCGUUCAUGCCUCCAAGGAUGAAAAUGGAUAGGGACCCACUCGGGGGACUGGCAGAUAUGUUUGGACAAAUGCCAGGUAGUGGAAUUGGUACUGGUCCAGGAGUUAUCCAGGAUAGAUUUUCACCCACAAUGGGACGUCAUCGUUCAAAUCAGCUCUUCAAUGGCCAUGGGGGACACAUCAUGCCUCCCACGCAAUCGCAGUUUGGAGAAAUGGGGGGCAAGUUUAUGAAGAGCCAGGGGCUAAGCCAGCUCUACCAUAACCAGAGUCAGGGACUCUUAUCCCAGCUGCAAGGACAGUCGAAGGAUAUGCCACCUCGGUUUUCUAAGAAAGGACAGCUUAAUGCAGAUGAGAUUAGUUUGAGGCCUGCUCAGUCGUUCCUAAUGAAUAAAAAUCAGGUGCCAAAGCUUCAGCCCCAGAUAACUAUGAUUCCUCCCAGUGCACAGCCACCACGCACUCAAACACCACCUCUGGGACAGACACCUCAACUUGGUCUCAAAACUAAUCCACCACUUAUCCAGGAAAAGCCUGCCAAGACUAGCAAAAAGCCACCACCAUCAAAGGAAGAACUUCUUAAACUGACUGAAGCCAUUGUGACUGAGUAUCUGAACAGUGGAAAUGCAAACGAGGCUGUCAAUGGUGUAAGAGAAAUGAGAGCUCCAAAACACUUUCUUCCUGAGAUGUUAAGCAAAGUGAUCAUCCUGUCACUUGAUAGAAGUGAUGACGAUAAAGAAAAAGCAAGCUCUUUGAUCAGUUUACUCAAGCAGGAAGGAAUAGCCACAAGUGACAACUUCAUGCAGGCUUUCCUAAACGUAUUGGAGCAGUGCCCCAAACUGGAGGUUGACAUCCCCUUGGUGAAAUCUUACUUGGCACAGUUUGCAGCCCGUGCUAUAAUUUCAGAGUUGGUGAGCAUUUCAGAACUAGCUCAACCACUGGAGAGUGGCACCCACUUCCCUCUCUUCUUACUUUGUCUUCAACAAUUAGCUAAAUUACAAGAUCGAGAAUGGUUAACCGAACUUUUUCAACAAAGUAAGGUCAAUAUGCAGAAAAUGCUGCCAGAAAUUGAUCAGAAUAAGGAUCGAAUGUUGGAGAUUCUGGAAGGAAAGGGACUGAGUUUCUUAUUCCCACUCCUUAAAUUGGAGAAGGAACUAUUGAAACAAAUUAAGCUGGAUCCAUCCCCUCAAACUAUAUAUAAAUGGAUUAAAGAUAACAUCUCUCCCAAACUUCAUGUAGAUAAAGGAUUUGUGAACAUCUUAAUGACCAGCUUCUUACAGUACAUUUCUAGUGAAGUAAGCCCACCCAGCGAUGAAACAGAUUCUUCCUCUGCUCCUUCCAAAGAACAGUUAGAGCAGGAAAAACAGCUGCUGCUCUCUUUCAAGCCAGUGAUGCAGAAAUUUCUUCAUGAUCAUGUGGAUCUACAGGUCAGUGCCCUGUAUGCUCUGCAGGUGCACUGUUACAACAGCAGCUUCCCAAAAGGCAUGUUACUUCGAUUUUUUGUUCAUUUCUAUGAUAUGGAAAUUAUUGAAGAGGAAGCUUUCUUGGCUUGGAAGGAAGACAUAACUCAAGAGUUUCCAGGAAAAGGCAAGGCUUUGUUCCAGGUGAAUCAGUGGCUAACCUGGCUAGAAACUGCUGAAGAAGAAGAAUCAGAGGAAGAAGCUGACUAAAGAACCAGCCAAAGCCUUAAAUUGUGCAAAACAUACUGUUGCUAUGAUGUAACUGCAUUUGACCUAACCACUGCGAAAAUUCAUUCCGCUGUAACGUUUUUCACAAUAUUUAAAGCAGAAGCACGUCAGUAAGGUUUCCUUCUGCAUAAGGUUUUUGUAGUGUGAUGUCUUAAUCAUAGUCUACCAUCAAAUACUUUAGGAGUAUCCUUAAUGUUUAGAUAGAAUAUUAGCAGCAUGCAAUAAUUACAUCCUAAGUUCUCAAGCAGAGGCAGUCUAUUGCAAGGACCUUCUUUGCUGCCAGUUACCAUAGGCUGUUUUAAGUUAGAAAACUGAAUAGCAACACUGAAUACUGUAGAGAUGCACUUUGCUCAGUAAUACUUGAGUUGUUGCAAUAUUUGAUUAUCCAUUUGGUUGUUACAGAAAAAUUCUUAACUGUAAUUGAUGGUUGUUGCCGUAAUAGUAUAUUGCCUGUAUUUCUACCUCUAGUAAUGGGCUUUAUGUGCUAGAUUUUAAUAUCCUUGAGCCUGGGCAAGUGCACAAGUCUUUUUAAAAGAAACAUGGUUUACUUGCACAAAACUGAUCAGUUUUGAGAGAUCAUUAAUGCCCUUGAAGUGGUUUUUGUGGGUGUGAAACAAAUGGUGAGAAUUUGAAUUGGUCCCUCUUAUUAUAGUAUUGAAAUUAAGUCUACUUAAUUUAUCAAGUCAUGUUCAUGCCCUGAUUUUAUAUACUUGUAUCUAUCAAUAAACAUUGUGAUACUUGA
This is a messenger RNA of Psammomys obesus (fat sand rat), 3160 nucleotides long. RefSeq names its product eukaryotic translation initiation factor 4 gamma 2 (gene Eif4g2). The coding region runs from base 1 to 2400 and encodes 799 amino acids. Gene Ontology annotation, molecular function: mRNA binding; protein binding; translation initiation factor activity. Lineage: Eukaryota; Metazoa; Chordata; Mammalia; Rodentia; Muridae. The record is from RefSeq and is a predicted model, not a curated record. Gene Ontology annotation, cellular component: eukaryotic translation initiation factor 4F complex. The transcript is spliced from 18 exons.